CCGUCGGGUGCCCGCCUGCCCAGCCGGGUGGAGUGAGUCAGGCGGCGCCGUCGGGUCAGCGGCGGGGCGGGGGCAGCCGCCGGCGAUGGCCGCUCGCUGAAGGCUCGCGCGCUCGCGGCGGGGACGGGGGCGGCCGCCGGGCCGGGCCGCCAUCAGCAUGUCGUCGUCGGGGAACGUGUCCGACGAGCUGAAGCAGCAGGUCAUGAUCAACCAGUUCGUGGUGGCCGCGGGCUGCGCCGCCGACCAAGCGCAGCAGCUCCUGCAGGCGGCCCACUGGCAGUACGAGACAGCCUUGAGUGCGUUUUUCCAGGAAUCCAGCGUUCCCUACAGCCACCCCCAUCAUCAGAUGAUGUGCACCCCUGCCAACACUCCGGCCACCCCGCCCAACUUCCCUGACGCCCUCGCCAUGUUCUCCCGCCUCAAGGCCUCGGAGAGUUUCAGCAGCAGCAGCAGCAGCCCUACGGCCUCCAUGGCCACCUCGCCGCCGCCCCCCCCGCCGCUCCCCCAGCCCGGAGGCCUCCCUUCCGCCUGGCCUGCCGGCUCCCCCCCUUGGACUCCCGCCGCGCCCUUGCAGCCCGCGGGCUGGCCCGGCAGCGUCUCCCAGCAAGCCCGCUCCGAGCCAAAGGCCAGUGCCACUUUGGAGGCAGAGAGAUGAGGGGGCCGGGGCCUGUGCUCCCUUUCGAGGCGGGGGUGAGGGGGGCCCUCGCGGCCUCAGCGGCUCACAACG
Messenger RNA from Elgaria multicarinata webbii, 727 nucleotides. RefSeq names its product UBA like domain containing 1 (gene UBALD1). The record is from RefSeq and is a predicted model, not a curated record. NCBI's taxonomy places the organism in Eukaryota, Metazoa, Chordata, Lepidosauria, Squamata, Anguidae. Gene Ontology annotation, molecular function: protein binding.